Molecule: messenger RNA, 1062 nt
Organism: Magnolia sinica
Lineage: Eukaryota; Viridiplantae; Streptophyta; Magnoliopsida; Magnoliales; Magnoliaceae
Product: disease resistance protein RPP13-like
Exons: 3
Coding region: 1-1062 (353 amino acids)
Biological process (GO): defense response to other organism
Molecular function (GO): ADP binding
Source: RefSeq, a predicted model, not a curated record
AUGACCGGGUCACAUCUCUUGAAGAAAAAUAAAAUACGUGACUUACUCAAGGACAUCCAUGGGAAGCACAGAAACAAUAGUGUGGUUAAGCGUUGGGUGGGCCAAGUAAGAGAAGUAGCCUAUGAUGCUGAGGACAUCAUCGACUCCUACAUCUUUAACAUUGCACAACAGCGAGGAGAGACAAGUGCUGGAUUCAUGAGAAUCCUAAGAAGUGUUUCUCGUUGCAUCACAGACAUCCCAGCCAUCCACCAGGUUGGAAAAAAGAUCAGUGACAUAGAAAGAAGGCUCAAUGAGAUCUUGUCCAACAGACCAGAGCUCGGCAUCGACAAUAUAUCAGCAUCCGGAGAAGCUUCAUCAUCUUCAGAUCAAACCUACACAUGGAGGGAGAAGAGGGCUCCCAUCGCCGAGGAAGCCGAUGUGAUUGGUGUCGAAGAUGAGACAAAGACACUGGUGGGGUGGCUGAUUGAAGGAGAUGCGCAGCGUGCUGUCAUUUCGAUCACACGUAUGGGACGAAUAAUUUUCCUGAGCAUUCUAAAAUCUCUGGGAAGAAAUGAAAGGGAGACGGCGGCUGUGGAAGACCUGUGUAAGCAGCUCUAUGAUCACUUGGAAGGGAAGAAAUAUCUGGUGGUAAUUGAUGAUAUAUGGACUAGAGACGCUUGGAACGGUUUCGUCUCUGCAUUUCCAGAUAGGCAAAAGGGCAGCAGGGUGGUGCUCACUACUCGCAAUGAAGAAAUAGCCAAGUAUGCAGAUGCACAGAGCACGCCCCAUAAGAUGCAUUUUCUUGCCUUCAAAACCUGGAACUCUGAAAUUAAAGCGGAUGACUUGAUUAAGUUGUGGAUAGCAGAAGGGUUCGUGCAGCAAAGAGGAGAAGAAGAACUAGAGUAUGUUGCAGAAGACUACCUUGAUGAGCUCGUAUGUAGAAGCAUGAUUCAGGUGGCAAGAAGGAAGAGCAAUGGAACAGUUGAAAAUUGCCGUAUUCAUUAUCUUCUACGUGACCUCUCAAUAUCAGGAGGCAAGGAGGAGAGAUUUCUGGAUGUGCAUGGGAACAUAGCGCCUACAUAA